CGGAAACCCUAAUGUCGAUGCCGCGCCAGACAUCAGAGGCCGAUCUGUCCUUCGCGCGGCGCCUGCUGCCCAACCGCCACCACUCCCCGCCGCAACUCCGGGAGGAUGCCGUCCUCCUCCCGGACCGGGAGGUUCUCGUCCUGUCCGCCGACCCUGCCGUGGGGAACGCCAUGUGCGUCUUCCAGGGUGGGGCGUCCUCCCCGGCGCGCGCGCUCGGGAGGCUGCCGGGGCCCGGGCGCCACGCCUACCUCUGCCCCCUGCCCGGCUCAGAGCAGCCGCUCCAACCACCACCCCUGCUGCUUUCAUCUUCCUCUUACUCCUCCUCGGCUGCUCCCCCUGCGACUGCCCCCGCCCCUGCCCCUGCCGUCGAUUUCCGCAAGUUGCCCAAUUGGAACGACAGUCUCGUCUUUGAUUCCGCCCCUCUCCCAGGAGGCGAUCUUCUCCUCUUCGCCAAGGGCACGAACCACCACAAAGGGGUCAUCAACACUGCCACUUCCAACAUCACGUGCAUCUACAACAGAGACUCCGAUGGCACGGUGGCCUCCUCCCCCGCCACCACUUCAGCCCAGCAGGUGAUCAGGUGCCCCCCUCCACCGGCUCCUUUCAAUUCCAGCAACCUCCAUGUCACAGUAGCCCUCAACGGCCAGGAGCCUUUACCCUCACUUGCUACCUACCAUCCACAAAACACUGCCUUGCCUGUGACACGUGAAAGGAAAACGAUUUGUGCCUGCACCAUGGUUCGAAAUGUCGCCAAGUUUCUGCCUGAAUGGGUGAGGUACCAUGCUGCAGUGGGUGUUGAGAAGUUCUUCCUAUACGACAAUGCAAGCGAGGAUGACCUAGCAGGCCAGGUCUCGAGUUUGAGCUCUGCUGGCAUUGAUAUCUCCACCGUGGCCUGGCCCUGGACGAAAACGCAGGAAGCAGGGCUUUCUCACUGCGCAGCCUCGAAUCAACCUUCCUGCGAAUGGAUGUCAUUCAUGGACGUAGAUGAAUUCAUCUUUUCACCAAACUGGGAUAAGGUUGAGAAGCCUUCCAAAUCGUUACUUGAAUCGGUUGUCUCGGUUGAUCCGGAGGUUGGCCAAAUAUUCCUCCCCUGCUACGAUUUUGGUCCCUCUGGCCAAACAGCACAUCCGCUUGAAGGGGUGUGCCAAGGCUACACCUGCCGGCUGAUGAGAGCUGAGCGUCACAAAUCAUUGGUCCGCCUUGACGCGGUGGCAGAUUCGCUUGCAAAUUCUGUACACCAUUUUACACUAAAGCCUGGUUUCCAAAAAGUGUGGACCACUUUGGUUCGCAUAAACCACUACAAAUAUCAAGCUUGGACAGAAUUCAAAUCGAAGUUCAAACGACGCGUUUCAGCGUACGUGGCAGAUUGGACAGAUCCCGUUAACUUGCAAUCCCAUGACCGGGCCCCCGGGCUGGGAGUUGAUCCUGUUGAACCAGUUGGCUGGGCGGAGAGCUUUUGCGAGCUUAAGGAUUAUACUAUGAAAAAACUAAGUGAGAAGUGGUUCGGAAUUGGGUCUGGAGGCCGUGGAGCAACAACAGAGUUCAACUCUAACGGUGACAUUGCUCCCUCCCCCUCUCUUACAUAGCUUAUUUAGUAAUAUAAAAUAACUAAAGCUAGUAUAAAAAACAGUCAACUUGCCAAAAAAAUAAAAAAUAUAGCCCUUAACUUGAUUAGUAUACACAUUUUUACAAAGAAUCAAGGCAUGCCAUUUUUACUGUUUAUAACUGCAUGUUACAAAUGUCAUUACUAACAUCAGUAUGUUCUCCUUGCAGUUUUCUCAGCCAUUCACUGUCAGACAGUAAUCUGCACUAGUUUUCUUCAAAUUGAGCUAGUUUAGGAUUUCUGGCCAAUGAUGAUAUAUUCUGGUUCAGCUGUUGCAAAUUGACCACUGCAGCAGUAUGCACUGAUGCACCAUAUUUACCUUUUGGUUUUAUUGUUUUUUGCCACCUGAUGCUCCUUUUGCUGAAAGUGUAAAAUCCACAAGGCAGACACAUCAGGAAUUUGUUUCUCUUUCGACUUUACUUGGUUCAAAUGAU
Lolium rigidum is the source of this 2037-nucleotide messenger RNA. Its product is annotated as glycosyltransferase family 92 protein Os08g0121900-like. Bases 12 to 1586 code for a protein of 524 amino acids. The transcript has a single exon. The record is from RefSeq and is a predicted model, not a curated record. Lineage: Eukaryota; Viridiplantae; Streptophyta; Magnoliopsida; Poales; Poaceae.